GUGACACAAAAUUGCAAAGUGAAGUUGGUGUUUUAUGUAAUAGACGUGCUCGUUUUUGUAACUGAGACGUCAUGACUAACAGCCUGGAGUUGGAGGUACCGCUCAAGGUCGCGCGUCACCAAAUCGAGCGCGUUGGCUUAGCCUAUUUCAACGCACGCCGCAAAAUCGCGCCAGGUGGUGUCGAGCGUAGCGAAUCCGAUGAGAAGUUGGAGGGCGUCGGCGAGGAAGUGGAAAUAAGCUACCUCAAGUCCCUGGAUCCCAAGGAAUGGAAGGACCAAGACCACUACAGUGUCCUCGGUCUGGGCAAAUUGAGAUUCGAAGCCAGCGAUGAUGACAUUCGUCGCGCCUACAGACGCAUGGUGCUGCAGCACCAUCCGGACAAGCGAAAAGCCAAGGGUGAGGUGGUGAUCAACGACGAGGACUAUUUCACGUGCAUAACAAAGGCCUACGAGAUAUUGGGCACUUCAAAGCCGCGACGCAGCUUUGAUUCUGUGGAUCCCGAAUUCGACGACUCGCUACCCUCACAGACAGAAAUCGACAAUGACUAUUUUGCUGUAUUCAACAAAAUGUUCAAGCUGAACGGACGCUGGAGCGAGAGGCCGCAGGUGCCAGACUUUGGCGAGGUGGACGCCAAACGCGAGGAGGUGGAGCGCUUCUAUAACUUCUGGUAUGACUUCAAAUCGUGGCGUGAAUUCAGCUACCUGGAUGAAGAGGACAAGGAGAAGGGUCAGGAUCGGGACGAGCGUCGCUGGAUCGAGAAGGAGAACAAGGCGGCACGCAUCAAGCGAAAAAAGGAGGAGAUGAGUCGCAUUCGAGAUCUCGUCAAUCUGGCCUACAACAACGACAAGCGUAUACAGCGUUUCAAGCAGGAGGAGAAGGAUCGCAAGGCGGCAGCCAAGCGGGCCAAAAUGGAUGCCGUCCAGGCUCAAAAGGCUGAGCAGGAGAAGGCCGUACGCGAGGCGGCCCUGGCCAAAGAGCGCGCCGACAAGGCCGAACAGAAGCGCAUCGAGCAAAUUCGUAUUGAACGCGAGCAGCAGAAGAAGGUGCUCAAGAAGGAGCGGAAAACGCUCCGGGACAAGGUCAAGGAUUGCAAAUACUAUGCCAAAAACGACAAGGAUCAGCUGAAGCAUAUGGAGGGCACAGAGAAAAUAUGCGAAACGUUUAACCUGGCCGAGCUGCAGGCUCUGAACAAGGCCAUGGAGUCGAAGGGUCGCGAAUCAUUUGUGGCUGCUCUUCAGACAGCCGAACAGAAAAUCGCCGCCGAACUGGAGGAGAUCAACCAGACACAGGCGAAGAAGUUGGCAACCGCCACCGCCGCUGCACCCAAAGCUGCUGGCGUCAAGGAGGUGAAAAAGGGCGAACUCUGGAGCAACGAAAAUGUUCAGUUGCUCAUCAAGGCGGUGAAUCUGUUCCCGGCUGGCACUGCCCAGCGCUGGGACGUAAUCGCAACGUUUAUCAAUCAGCACAGUGGAUCGGGAGGGGCCCAGGUCCUGGCCAGAGAUGUCCUCAACAAGGCGAAGGCCCUGCAGAACAGCGAUCACUCCAAGAGCAGCCUCAAGACGCAGGCCAACGAUGCCGCCUUUGCCAGCUUCGAGAAGUCCAAGAAGGAAGUGCAAGUCUCAAACGACAUUACCAUUGGCGAGGAGGCGCCCUCACAAGAGAGCAAGGAGAACGUCAAGCAGAAUGGUGGUGCCCAUCCCAAUCAGGUGAACAAUCAGAAGCCGAAGCAGAACGGCAUAUCGACACCAGCAGCUGCAGCAGCAGCCCCAGCAGCAGGAGCAGGAGCAGGAGCUGCGCCACCGGCAGCUCCCAUGACCAAUGGCACUGGCGGUGCAGGUGGUGCAGGUGGUGCAUCCAAGACCUGGACCAAGGAGGAGCAGGCACUGCUAGAGCAGGCCAUCAAAUCGUACCCGACCACGACACCCGAUCGCUGGGACCGCAUUGCUGCGUGCAUACCCAAUCGCAGUAAAAAGGAUUGCCUGCGACGUGUCAAGGAGCUUGUCGAGCUGGUCAACUCAAAGAAGGAGGCGCAGGCGGCUGUCAAAUGAGAGCGAACCACCACACACUACACUACUCCUCUUCUAGCUGCUGUGUCCCAUAUAAAUUUUAUUUAAAUAAAACAUAAAAAGUUUUUGAA
Messenger RNA from Drosophila persimilis, 2137 nucleotides. Its product is annotated as dnaJ homolog subfamily C member 2. Gene Ontology annotation, biological process: regulation of translational fidelity; 'de novo' cotranslational protein folding. Gene Ontology annotation, molecular function: ribosome binding; Hsp70 protein binding. NCBI's taxonomy places the organism in Eukaryota, Metazoa, Arthropoda, Insecta, Diptera, Drosophilidae. Gene Ontology annotation, cellular component: cytosol. The transcript is spliced from 3 exons. The coding region runs from base 72 to 2048 and encodes 658 amino acids. The record is from RefSeq and is a predicted model, not a curated record.